GUUCAAAGGAGUGUGGUAUAACUACUCUCUCUGCUUUCUUAAGUUAUACACUCCCCUACACCUCCCUGUUGCUCCUUAUUUUACAGACUUGAGAAACUGUGAAGACCAAAGAAUACCAAUCCAGCAAAUUUGAUUAGUGAAGUACAUUGACUUCAAUUCAUAAGAUGGCUUCGGGAACCAGGAAAGCUACAGCACAAACAUCACUUCAGGCGAAUAGAAGACCCUCACUAGAAACAAUACCAAAAUUGACCAAAACAACAGAAAUGGCUGAACAAAAUGAAUCACUUAUUGAAGAAAUGAGAAGACUGAAUGCUAUAACAAACGCUGAAAUUUACAAAUCGGCAGAGGACAUGAAACGGGAGUUUAGGACAGAAUUGGGAGAGAUAAGAGCAUGUUUGGACAGACUCGAGGAAGACAUAAACAAAACAAAAGGAAAGGUGAAGGACUUAGAAGAUAAGUCUAGCAAAAUGACAAAGAAGAUCGAGAUGAUAGAAAAAGAACAAAUUGAUGAUCAAGAACAGAUUUUACGACUCCAAUUGAAGCAGAGAGAAAAUUGCUUAAAACUUCGAGGCCUACCUGAAAAAACGAAUGAAAAUUUAUACGUAGAACUUUCAUCUAUCCUUGCAAAAUUUGUGGACGAACCAGAGGCUCAAUUUCCAUGGGAAUUAGACCGGGUGUACAGAUUAAACUCUUACAUAGCCAAGACAAGGAAACUGCCAAGAGACGUUGUGGUCUAUUUCGUACGUAAACAAACUCGGGAUCUCGUUUUACAACAAAGCUUUAAAUCUAAGCUGAUAAUCGAAAACAAGGAAAUCAUGAUUUUGAAAGAUAUCCCGGGGAAGAUCUUAAGGAGGAGAAAAGACUACAACUUUCUGGUAGAUAAACUGAAGAAUUACGAUAUCCCCUUCAAAUGGGAAGAAAUUGAAGGCCUUCAGGUGAGCUGGAAACAAAAGAAAUUCAAAGUGAAUUCAAUUUUGAAAGCAAAAGAACUUCUAAACGAUAUACAAGAGGACCUUAAGAAGCAAGGACAAGGAGGAGGGGAAAGUACAAAAGAGGGGUGAAAUUCUGCUUAUUAAUAAUUUGUAUUUACUUAUAGUAACCUAAUUAGUUUCAAGUUGAUUUUAAUAUAGAGAUUAAUUUUGUCUGGUAGUGUUAAAAGACAUUAAGUAGAAUAGGUGAAUCUCUUUUUAUCUAUCGAUUUUUUCUUUUUGUGUGUGUAAUAAACUUACUUACAAAUUAUAUAAAUAAAGCUUCCAACACAAUAGCGAAACUUGGUGUGUGUUAAAUCAUUAGUAAGCUGAAAAACGUAAAUUUACUAUGAGAAUUCUAUCAUUGAACGUAAAAGGAUUAAACACACCCCAGAAAAGAAAGAGAGUUUUUCACUUUUUAGAAAAGAAUAAAGCAGAUGUGGUAUGCCUACAAGAAUCUCGUAUUAGAAAUAAAGACAAAAGACUUGUCAAGAAUAAAAAACUUGGGAAAGAAUAUGUAUCUGCUAUUGAUAAAAGCAAAAGUGGGGUAAUCAUAUAUGUGAAAGAGUAUAUAGAAUCCAAAGAAAUUUUUAAAGAUCAAAAUGGGCAUUACCUGGGUGUUGAAAUCAAUUGGAAAGGGAAAAAAUGUUUAAUAUUAGGCAUAUAUGGCCCCCUUGACAACAAAAAUGUGUUCUACCGUAAAAUUCAGGGAAAAUUGGCAAAUUACGAAUAUGAAAAUAUUAUAAC
Messenger RNA from Sceloporus undulatus (fence lizard), 1715 nucleotides. RefSeq lists its product as uncharacterized. Lineage: Eukaryota; Metazoa; Chordata; Lepidosauria; Squamata; Phrynosomatidae. The coding region runs from base 165 to 1061 and encodes 298 amino acids. The record is from RefSeq and is a predicted model, not a curated record. The transcript has 2 exons.